UCUUUGAAAACAGGUGAAUGCGGCCACCGGUUCCUUCUUUUGUACAUAAAUUAACAGUUUUACCGUACUCUAGACAAGAUGGAAUUUGUGCCAAAAUGCAGUGUUAUAUUGAACGAAUUCCAGCUGACUUUUGUGCAGGGAAACCGUUGGUAAUGCACAGGUUUUUGUUGCCGAAAUUGUGAACUAAAUUGUCUACGGCUUGUGUGUGGUGUGUGGUCUGUGUGUGCAAAACAGCACCUGGCUGGAUUUGUGCAGCCAGUUGAAAGAGAGGACAACAGAACGAACAAAAUGGUGAAAGGAUUUUUCAAGAGUGUAGAAGGAGUGCUACAGCUUUCUCCUGGGGUGACAGUUAUAGGCAGGGAGAAUUGUGAUAUCAAUAUAGAGUCUUCAACAGUGGAGCUUCAGCAUGCUGUUAUUGAGUAUAGUGACAGUGAAUAUUGCUUCGUUUUACAAGAUCUCAACACCGCUCAUGGAACAUACGUUAACGACUGUCGUGUGCAAAAUGCUGCAGUCCGGUUAGCCCCCGGUGAUAUCAUACGAUUUGGAUAUUCAGGAAUUCCAAUGGAACUGGAUGUUGAAGAUGCUCCAAUGGUAUCAUACCCACCUGUUCAGCAGCGACCGGCAUGGGGCACACCCCUCAGAGUCAUCAACGACCACGUUCCCGUCACUGGCCCCACCCAACAACAACAACAACUCCCCCACCUUGCCAAUAACACUGACUCCGCCUACCCUGCUGGUCUCGGCCAAUCACAGCUGCCUAUGAUAUCCACGGCCCCGCCCUCCACCAAUCAACCCUCAACGUGGACCUCAACUGUCCAACCAACAGCAACUGUAGUUAUCCCGAGACCUCCAAGGCCGAGGCCCUCUAGUGCCGGGAAUCGGAGAGGAAGUGGGGGAAAUGCAAUGGUCAGUAACAACAGUCCGUCGGGUAGCCCGGGACCACCAAGGAGAGUAACCACAGGGUGGGUCAGUUCAGCCGGAGCGAGGACUGUCGUCACAUCCCAGCAGGUGGCUGGUAGUCCUGGUACUCGUGCCUCACCGGUCAACGAGAUGAUUGCUCUUCAAGAAAAAGAGCAGCGUUUGUUACGCAUGGGAGACGAAAUCAAUCGCCUCGCCGUCUUCGAGUCGGAAUCCCAGCGGAAAGACGGUGUGAUCGCCCAGCUUCGAGACGAGAUGGAGGCGAUGACCUCCGACCUCAGCAGGUCGGUCAAACCAACUGCUGGGGGUGACGCAAGUCACUCUCUCGCCCUGCACACGAGGGUGAAAGAACUGGAGGGAGAUAUUCACGUGAAGCAGCUUGAGAUCAACGCACUGAAAGACCAGAUGACAAAAAUGCGACCAGAAAGUUCAGAUCCGAUGGACAACGUAGCAAACUUACGCAGCGUCAUCGUCCAGAAAGAUCGAGAUCUCACCUCUCUGAAACAAGACUUGGACCGGUCCAAGAAAGAGAAAGCCACAGCCAACAGUCUAGUCACCACACUACAGAGGGACAUGUCGAAUCGGGACAAUACCAUUUGUAGGAUGAGGGGUGAAUCAGAGAUUGUCAAGAGAGAGUUGAGAGAGAAGGAGGUCUCAUUAUCAGCAAUGACAGCUAAGUUGAUGGAAUCGGAGGUAAAUAAUAAACAACAACAAGAAGAAGCUGUCCGAAAGGGCCGUGAGGUUAAACAAAAUUUGGAUAAACUACGAGCCUCUGAGACCAAGGUGGGUGAGCUGACUCAUGAGAUUGCGGCUCACAAAGAGGACAUCCAGAAGAUGAAGAAACACAUCCUUGAAGAAAAAGAGACGGAGGAGAAGUAUAAAUCAGAGAGGGACCACGCCAAGACACAAUUUCUUGACAUCCAGAGGCUGGAGAAGACGGCCAAGGCUGAUGUUGAGCAAAUGCAGAAAAGGUUGGAGCGCUUCCGCACCCGCGUCAUGCAGACAACAUUUUCCACUCCCGGGUUCAAGAUGCCGGACCAAGACGCCGAUGUCAGCGACGACACCAUCGUCGAGACGAUGAAGAAAGUGAUUGACGACAGAACGGAUGUCAGGAAUAAACUCCGGGAUUUGAAGGAGAUCAACAAGGGUCUGGAAGCUUACAAGAAAGAUUCCAAGACCCACGGGAAGACGCUCAAGCAGCAGAUGGUUUCGUUGGAGAAACGUCUCCAAGACGGGGGUAGGACUUGCACCCACCUCCGCAACGAGAUCAAACUCCUAUCAUCGGUCACCGUGGACGAGAGCCUCCAAGGAGUUAAAGACACCGUUGCUAUGAUGCUACAGGAUGAGUUGUCAUGGCAACAGGAGUAUGAGAAUGUAUUGGAGAAGUGCGGUGUAGAUGUCAACACUCCCGGACAGGGUCUGGCUGCUUUCAUUAACAAUCUGAAAUCGGCAAAGGAGGUUGCGCAGAAAGAGGCGGCGGAAGUCCAGUCAAAGUUUAACAAACUGGAGAAGACAUUGAAGAGCGAUACGAGCCAAGAAGUUGGACGUCUCAAGAGCGAAUACGAAACUAAACUGGCUGAUGAACUAGAGAAGACUCGACUUGAAGCCGAUAAGAAGCUCCAGACGACGCUUGAUGAGGUACGCCAAGAGGAGCUGGUCAAGAGAGAGAACGCUCUGAAGAUGCAGACAAAGAGAGUGAAACAACAAGAAGCCGUGAUUCAAGAGCUCAGACAGGCGAUGACGGAGAAAAACUCAACAGAAGGAAAGCUGGAAUCUCUUGAAAGGCAAUAUGAGGAGAGAUUACGGGAGUCUGCAGCAGCUGAGAAGAGGCUGAGUGACGAAUUGACCUCAUUCAAUGAGAAGUAUCAAUCGGAGUUGAGCGUCUUACAAGACAAGAUGGCCACAACGGAGAGACAACACUUGACGGAGACGGGAGCGUUCAGAGAGCAGAUUAAACAACAUUCUCUGACCAUCGUGGCCUUGGAGGAUAAGAUCAUCAAAUCCGGGAAAGACUUGGCCAAGGGUCAGGCCAAGGUAGUUGAACUACAACAGAAACUCUCAGAGCAAACCAAGAGGUCUCAGGAGACGUUGUUGAAGUUCCAGCAGCAAGCUAGUAAGCCACAACUACCUCCUAAACAAGUCAUAGUCCAGCAACCGGCCGCAGAUGUCAAAGGCAUGGAACAGCUCAUCGUCCUGCUCAAGCGGGAAAACUCUGAUAUAAAGAAGGAGGUCCAAAACCAACAAGAUAUUAUCCUCGGCCUCCGGCGGGACCUGGCAGGUGCGUCUGCGCGCCUCUCCGAUAUGACCGGUGAGCUGAACGAGCGACAGAAAGAGGAACUCGAAAACAACCGAGUGUUGAUACGAGACCAAGAUGCCGAGCUGACCACUCAGAGGCAGCAGCUCGUCAAACUCUCAGAACUCGUUGACAAGAAGACGAGCGAGAUAGAGAGGUUAAUCAAGGAUCUCGGUGGUCAGAAGGAGUUGGUUUCCAAACACAAGCAAGAAUCGUUGAUGCGAGGGGAUGAGUUGGCGAAGAUACAGGGGCAGCUUAAUCAUGAGCAGGAGAACAGCAAACGAGCCCUGGAGCAGGUCCAGCAAGAAGGAAUGAUCACCAGCGAGAUGUCGGCUUUUGGAGCUCAGUGUCGCGGGGAGAGACACUCUCAAGUCAUCGCGAGACAACGCGAAGCCCUCGCUGAGUUGAGGUCACGUAUCAAAGGAAUGGAAUCAAAUAGACCUCCAUUACCCACCCAAGACCAAGCUCUUCAACAGGUGAUCCUCCUCAAGAAGGAACUAGCCGAGAUGCGAGCCAAGCAGGCCCAGAUCAUCGACCAAGGAGCCAACCCCGAGGCCCUGCUGGACCGAGAGGUCGCCAAGGCUCGCGGGCAAAUCUCAACGGCGUCGUCCGACGCUGCGAUCGAGCGUAGUGCUCGGGUAGAAAUGCAACAUAGUCUGGAAAUCAGCGAACAGUCGUAUCUCAAGCUAGCCAAGUCAGUUGCCAAUCUGCUGAGUCUUGGUGAGGUCGCAGGUCAAGAGUCAAUGGGUCACCUACCAAGAGACGAGCGAGAGAAACUCGACGGUGAGCGUGCCAACACCAACGAGUUGAUAGCGAGUCGUCUGCGCACACUGAACCAGAGGCUGGAUAGGAAAGAUGAGCUACUCAAGGAUUACGAGAAGGAUUUAGAGAAGCUGCGAUUGGCUGAGAGGCUGGCCAAUGAGAAAGCUACGCAGGUGGAGACUCUCGCUAACGAUCUUCGUGGGCGAUCCGAGGAGGCUCACUAUUUACGUGAGACGUUGAAAAGAACCCGAGAAAGCUUAGACCAGGAGAGACAACUAAAUAGAGCCAUCAAGAGUAAAAAGACAUUCCAUUUGGAGAAUGAUGAUAAAAAUAACAAGCAGACGUGGCCAAAGCAUAACUGCUACGAGGAUGAAAUGACCAAAAUUAAGAAGGAUGGAAAGAAAAAAGCGCAGAAAGACAAAAUGCUGAGGAAGAGUUACGAAUUGUCAAGCUUAAAAGCGGAACUGAGCGAAAAAGACCAGCAACUAUGCGACACCACUGCUAAACUUAUCAACCUAGAAAAUGCUGUGGCAAUAAGUUGAGCUUCAUAUUGGACUGGACCAUUUUGAUAGGUUUCGCACUACAACUUUCGUACCUUUGAGUAUUCAUUCACGCUUGAUUUUCUACAUAGCUUGUAAAUGUUAAUCAUUUUUUUUAUCUUGAGGAGAUGAAAACCCAGAAGUAUCUCCAAACAUUUUACAAAAUUGUUUAUUUGUUUCGUCUGACUCGUUAGCUUCUUAAUGUUUUAAUAUUUGGGAUUUAGAUUUUAUCCGACAGAAAAUUUGUAUUGCUAUUGUUUGUAAUUAGGAAAGAGUUUAUUUUGUCUGAAAGAUAGUCGAGUAACUAUUUUGUAAUUAUGUAAAAAUAGAAUAAAUUGAUGUAUAGUCAGAAUUAUGGUCUGCAAGUUAUUGUCUAAAGUUUGUAAGUGUACAAAAAUAUAGUAUUUUCGUGAUGUUAUUAUGUGAAAGAGUUUAAUUCAUUUUUCACUUUGAUCUAGCCCGCGGUUUAUAAUGGAGAAUACAAGCAAAUAUCAUUAUUACCGGCAGUGUAAUAUAUUCACAAUUCUUUCUGUAAUGGGAAACUUUCUCAAAAUGUUUUUAAAAAAAAACCUUGUUUAAACAUUUGUUUCAAAGUAAUCUACGCAAACAUUUUCAAUAAAAUUUACCCCCACAUGGCGUGCUAUACGCACGUAAGGUUAAACUUUUAUAGAGCUGCUUUUAAUAUUGCUUUAUUCUUCUCUACCAAGCACAAUUAUGCAGGAAUCGUGAUAUAAAAGCACUAAAAAUGUUGGCUUGAAUAGGAAAUCAUUGUAUUCUCUAAUUUCGGAGAAACUGUCUUAAAUAAGGCCUCAACAAAUGUCGGGAAAGUUAAACGCAAACACAACGAUCGUCUUAUUGUCAUAUUGAGGCUGAUUGUAAAUAAUUUUCUAGGAAAUGUUUUGUAAAUGGAGUUCUAAAAAAAUGAUCAUUAAAGACACUGGACACUAUUGGUAAUUGCAGUUGGUCUUCACAGUUGGUGUACCUCAACAUAUG
Molecule: messenger RNA, 5505 nt
Organism: Asterias rubens (European starfish)
Lineage: Eukaryota; Metazoa; Echinodermata; Asteroidea; Forcipulatida; Asteriidae
Product: forkhead-associated domain-containing protein 1-like
Exons: 26
Coding region: 289-4515 (1408 amino acids)
Molecular function (GO): protein binding
Source: RefSeq, a predicted model, not a curated record